UAGGCUUAAUUUCUGAUAAUCUUGAUCAUCAAGAUGGGGAGGCUCAGUUUUGGCAAGGCGUUGGAUUCUUUGUGCCUGUUUUCUGGAUCAUCAUUAUCGUCAGGGUCUUGCUUUUGCAGCAAUGGUUUUGACAGUCCAGAUGAUUUUGAGAAGAAGCCUUUCAUUAGUCCUAAAGUAGCAGGGCAGGUGGUCAAGUUGAAGGAUGUUGUUGCAGGACCUCCCACCUUGGCUUUUCACCUCAAGCCUAAGACAGUGGUGCUAAGGGUCUCCAUGCACUGCAAAAGCUGUGCAAAGAAAGUGGAGAAACAUAUCUCCAAGAUGGAAGGAGUGAGUUCAUAUCAAAUAGACAUGGAAACGAAGAUGGUAGUGGUGAUAGGUGAUGUUGUGCCUUUCGAAGUGUUGGAGAGUGUUUCAAAGGUUAAAAAUGCCCAGCUUUGGACCACUGCUCCUCACCUUACUUAAUUCAUAUAUGCAUCCUUCUCAUGUUUAUAUAUUGAAGUUAAUUUUGUAUGUAAAUUUCAAGUGGCCAUAUGAUGUUAAAGAAUCGAGGAAGUUUAGCUUGUGUUUCAAUAAUAAUGCUUGUGAAAGCUCCAAAAAUUGAUAGCAA
Messenger RNA from Ipomoea triloba (trilobed morning glory), 607 nucleotides. Its product is annotated as heavy metal-associated isoprenylated plant protein 7-like. The record is from RefSeq and is a predicted model, not a curated record. The coding region runs from base 34 to 462 and encodes 142 amino acids. Lineage: Eukaryota; Viridiplantae; Streptophyta; Magnoliopsida; Solanales; Convolvulaceae. Gene Ontology annotation, molecular function: metal ion binding. The transcript is spliced from 3 exons.